AUGACGUCUCGGGAGCAGCUGGUACAGCAGGUGCUUCAGGAGCUGCAGGAGGCCGUGGAGUCCGAGGGCCUGGAGGGGCUCGUGGGUGCUGCUCUGGAGGCCAAGCAAGUCCUGUCGUCCUUCACCCUCCCCACCUGCCGAGAGGGGGGUUCCGGCCCCCAGGUGCUGGAGGUGGAUUCCGUGGCCCUGAGCCUGUACCCGGAGGACGCUCCCCGGAACAUGUUGCCGCUGGUGUGCAGAGGCGAGGGCAGCCUGCUGUUCGAGGCCGCCAGCGUGCUGCUGUGGGGCGAUGCCGGCUUCAGCCUGGAGCUGCGGGCCCGCACAGUGGUGGAGAUGCUGCUGCACCGGCAUUACUACCUCCAGGGCAUGAUCGACUCCAAGGUGAUGCUGCAAGCCGUGCGCUACUCCCUGCGCUCUGAGGAAUCCCCCGAGAUGACCAGCCUGCCAUCCGCCACGCUGGAGGCCAUCUUCGAUGCGGAUGUCAAGGCCACCUGCUUCCCCAACAGCUUCUCCAACGUGUGGCACUUGUACGCCCUCGCCUCCGUCCUGCGGCGCAACAUCUACUCCAUCUACCCCAUGCGAAACCUCAAGAUCCGGCCCUACUUUAACCGCGUCAUCCGGCCCCGCCGCUGCGACCACGUGCCCGCCACGCUGCACAUCAUGUGGGCCGGCCAGCCCCUCACCAGCCACCUCUUCCGCCACCAGUACUUUGCCCCCGUGGUGGGGCUGGAGGAGGUGGAGGCCGAAAGUGACCCCGGCCUGCCCCCAGCGCCUCCAGCCCUGGCCCCGCUGCCGCCACCCGCCAAGACCCUGGCGCUGCUCAACCAGGAGCCCGGCCUCAGCUACUCCCACCUCUGUGAGCGCUAUAGCGUCACCAAGAGCACCUUCUACCGCUGGCGGCGGCAGUCCCAGGAGCACCGGCAGAAGGUGGCCACGCGCUUCUCCGCCAAGCACUUCCUGCAGGACAGCUUCCACCGUGGGGGCGUUGUGCCGCUGCAGCAGUUCCUCCAGAGGUUCCCCGAGAUCUCCCGCUCCACCUAUUACGCCUGGAAGCAAGAGCUCCUGGGCUCUGGCACUUGCCAGGCCCUGGCCCCCAAGGAGGUGCAGGUGCUGGAGGAGCUGGAGAAGCUGCCGGACGAGCAGAUCGCCAAGGGGCUGGGAUGCUCGUCGCUGGCCGUGUCGAGCCCUGGCAUGAUCUUAAUGCAGCGGGCCAAGUUGUACCUGGAGCACUGCAUCUCCCUGAACACACUGGUACCCUAUCGCUGCUUCAAACGCAGGUUCCCCGGCAUCUCGCGGUCCACCUACUACAACUGGCGCCGGAAGGCCCUCCGAAGGAACCCCGGCUUCAAGCCGGCGCCGGCCCUCUCCACGGCCGGGGCUCCCCAGCCAGCGUCUGUUCCGGAGGAGGUCCUGCUCCCCUGGAAGGGUGAGGUGGGAGAGGGGCCGGGCCAAGCGACUGCGGGGGGACCGCCGGCCCCCCGUGAGCUCCUGCCCCCAAAGGUGCCCCUGUCCCGUUGGCAGAGGCGUCUGCGCAGGGCUGCCCGCAAGCAGGUGCUGAGCGGGCACCUCCCUUUCUGUCGCUUCCGCCUCCGCUACCCCAGCCUGUCGCCCUCUACCUUCUGGGUCUGGAAGAGUCUUGCCCGGAGUUGGCCCAGAAGCCUGUCCAAAUUCCAGAUGCAGGCCCCCAGCUUGGGCAAAGAAGGGAUGGAAGCUGAGGAGAAGCAGGAGAAAGAAGCCCGCAGGGAUGUGACCGCUGUGACGGCCCCUCCUGUGGGAGACCCCCCGCGGGUGGGGUCUUCUCCAGGAGAGGAUCCAGGGAAAGCCCAGGGAGGGCCUUCCAGAGAGGGGGCCACCGCCCAGGGCCGGCCCCACAGCAGCCUCCCUGUGACCGAGGCGGCAGUGGGUGGCAGGGACGGCCAAGUGCUGGUGAUGGACAUGCUCGCCACCACAAAGUUCAAGGCCCAGGCCAAGCUGUUCUUGCAGAAACGCUUCCAGUCUAAGAGUUUCCCCUCCUUCAAGGAGUUCAGCGCCCUCUUUCCCCUCACUGCCCGCUCUACCUACUAUAUGUGGAAGCGGGCACUCUAUGAUGGCCUCACGCUGGUUGAUGGCUGA
Molecule: messenger RNA, 2112 nt
Organism: Herpailurus yagouaroundi (jaguarundi)
Lineage: Eukaryota; Metazoa; Chordata; Mammalia; Carnivora; Felidae
Gene: VRTN
Product: vertebrae development associated
Exons: 1
Coding region: 1-2112 (703 amino acids)
Biological process (GO): regulation of transcription by RNA polymerase II
Cellular component (GO): chromatin
Molecular function (GO): sequence-specific DNA binding
Source: RefSeq, a predicted model, not a curated record